Mauremys reevesii (Reeves's turtle) is the source of this 1031-nucleotide messenger RNA. RefSeq names its product transmembrane protein 45B-like. The record is from RefSeq and is a predicted model, not a curated record. The transcript is spliced from 6 exons. NCBI's taxonomy places the organism in Eukaryota, Metazoa, Chordata, Testudines, Geoemydidae. The coding region runs from base 124 to 990 and encodes 288 amino acids.
GGGGAACAGCCUUGAGCCUGCCGUAGCUCAUACAGCAUCCUGAGAUCAAGAGGGGGCAGAUGCACCUUGCUCUCUGCAGCCAGGGGGACAGACCGUGAGCAGCGUGGUGUGUGCAGCACAGGGAUGAAAAACUUUGAAGGUCAUGCCCUGCCAGGGUGCUACUUCCUGACAGUUGGGGUCCUGUGGUCUGUGAAAUACCCCAUCAAGUAUCUCAUGCAGAGGGAGAAUGAAAACAUCAGCAAAAAUAAGUGGUACCAGUAUCUGGAGCUCCUGGAAGGGAUGGGCAAAGUUAUCAUUGCUCUAGUGGGGAUUCUUGCUGGACAGUUUAUUCCCGAGGGCCCCCAUUUGCAUCUCUACACCCAGGAUCACACUUGGGUGGACCUGCUGACUUGGACACAUGGAACCAUGUACUUCGCCUAUGGCCUCGGUGGCCUAGUGGAUAUUCUCAUCCCUCUCCCACUUGGGCUGCCCCCGGGGCUGGAUCGCUUCAUGCUCUCCCAGGCGCUGUUUGUUGAAGGUUUUCUCUUUUAUUUUCAUGCCCAUCACCGCCCCCCGCUGGAUCAGCACCUCCACUCACUGAUGCUGGUUGCCAUAUGUGGUGGUGCCCUCUGCUCCCUUCUGGAAGUGUUCAUGCGAGAUCACCCAAUCCUGGAGCUCUUAAGGACUACCAUGUUCCUUCUCCAAGGAUCCUGGUUCUUGCAGGUCGGAUUUGUGCUGUACCCACCAUGGGGAGGGCCAGGCUGGGACCAGACUGAUCAUGAAAACAUCAUGUUCCUCAACAUGUGCUUGAGCUGGCACUAUCUAGGUGCUCUCCUCCUCUCUAGCAUCAACUACACCAUCGUUUACUGUUGCAUUGAGAGGUGGAAGAAAUAUGGCAGAUGGAGAAAAAAUGGGAGUUCGACGUUUGACAUGAGUUCGUAUACUCCCCUCCUACUGGGAACAGAUAACGUGGAAAAUGUUGACUCCACGCUGGGGUCUCUUCCUUCCUAGAAGCCACGAGGAUUUUCCUGCCCCCCCAAAUAACAUGGGCU